Messenger RNA from Jaculus jaculus (lesser Egyptian jerboa), 6459 nucleotides. RefSeq names its product ankyrin repeat and IBR domain containing 1 (gene Ankib1). The record is from RefSeq and is a predicted model, not a curated record. NCBI's taxonomy places the organism in Eukaryota, Metazoa, Chordata, Mammalia, Rodentia, Dipodidae. Gene Ontology annotation, biological process: protein polyubiquitination; ubiquitin-dependent protein catabolic process; positive regulation of proteasomal ubiquitin-dependent protein catabolic process. Gene Ontology annotation, molecular function: ubiquitin protein ligase activity; ubiquitin conjugating enzyme binding; zinc ion binding. The transcript is spliced from 20 exons. Bases 157 to 3429 code for a protein of 1090 amino acids. Gene Ontology annotation, cellular component: cytoplasm; ubiquitin ligase complex.
AGUGUACCCGAGGUCACCCGCUCGGCGAGAGAGGCGGCGCUGGCAGAGCUGCAGACCCCCCUUCUCAGCCGGACCCGUGACAGUUGUAGAAGCAUUCAAGUGGCUGAAGGAAGAGAGAAGAAAGUACCACUGCCUACCAGAAAAUAAAACAAAAACAUGGGAAAUACAACCACCAAAUUCCGUAAAGCACUCAUCAAUGGUGAUGAAAACCUGGCUUGCCAAAUAUAUGAAAACAACCCUCAGCUGAAAGAAUCCCUUGAUCCAAAUACUUCAUAUGGGGAGCCCUACCAGCACAACACUCCAUUACACUAUGCUGCUAGACAUGGAAUGAAUAGAAUAUUAGGGACUUUUCUUUUUGGUAGAGAUGGAAAUCCAAAUAAGCGGAAUGUGCACAAUGAAACAUCUAUGCAUUUGUUGUGUAUGGGACCUCAAAUUAUGAUCUCUGAAGGAACCCUCCAUCCUCGCUUAGCACGCCCUAUGGAAGAUGAUUUCAGAAGAGCAGAUUGUCUCCAAAUGAUCUUAAGGUGGAAAGGAGCAAAACUUGACCAGGGUGAAUAUGAAAGGGCAGCAAUUGAUGCUGUGGAUAACAAGAAAAACACCCCCCUGCACUAUGCUGCUGCCUCAGGAAUGAAAGCCUGCGUAGAGCUUUUAGUAAAACAUGGAGGAGACUUGUUUGCUGAGAAUGAAAAUAAAGAUACUCCUUGUGAUUGUGCUGAAAAGCAACACCACAAAGAUCUGGCACUCAAUCUGGAAUCUCAGAUGGUGUUCUCACGGGACCCAGAGGCUGAAGAAAUAGAAGCUGAAUAUGCUGCAUUGGACAAGCGAGAGCCAUAUGAAGGACUGAGGCCUCAGGACCUUCGUAGAUUAAAAGACAUGCUUAUUGUGGAAACCGCAGACAUGCUUCAGGCUCCUCUGUUUACUGCUGAAGCUUUACUUCGAGCUCAUGAUUGGGACAGGGAGAAAUUACUUGAAGCUUGGAUGUCCAACCCCGAGAACUGCUGCCAACGAUCAGGUGUUCAGAUGCCAACUCCACCGCCAAGCGGGUACAAUGCCUGGGACACACUGCCUUCUCCAAGAACUCCAAGAACCACUCGCUCUUCUGUCACCUCUCCAGAUGAAAUCAGUUUAUCUCCUGGGGACUUAGAUACUACUUUGUGUGACAUUUGUAUGUGUGGUAUUUCUGUGUUUGAAGAUCCAGUGGAUAUGCCCUGUGGACAUGACUUUUGUAGAGGAUGUUGGGAGUCGUUUUUGAAUUUAAAAAUUCAAGAAGGUGAAGCUCAUAACAUUUUUUGCCCUGCAUAUGAAUGCUUUCAACUUGUGCCUGUGGACAUCAUAGAAAGUGUAGUUUCUAAGGAGAUGGACAAACGAUACUUGCAGUUUGAUAUUAAGGCUUUUGUUGAAAAUAAUCCUGCCAUCAAAUGGUGUCCUACUGCUGGCUGUGAGAGAGCAGUCAGACUAACAAAACAAGGGUCGAGUUCAUCUGGGUCUGACACACUUAGCUUUCCACUGCUGAGCGCCCCUGCUGUGGACUGUGGAAAAGGACACCUCUUCUGCUGGGAGUGCCUUGGUGAAGCACAUGAGCCUUGUGACUGCCAUACAUGGAAAAAUUGGCUCCAAAAAAUAACUGAGAUGAAGCCAGAAGAAUUGGUGGGAGUUAGUGAAGCUUACGAGGAUGCUGCCAAUUGUCUCUGGUUGUUAACCAACUCCAAGCCAUGUGCUAACUGUAAGUCUCCAAUACAGAAGAAUGAAGGCUGCAAUCACAUGCAGUGUGCCAAGUGCAAGUAUGACUUUUGCUGGAUUUGUCUAGAAGAAUGGAAAAAGCAUAGUUCUUCCACUGGAGGUUAUUACAGAUGUACUCGCUAUGAAGUCAUUCAGCAUGUAGAGGAGCAAUCCAAAGAAAUGACUGUGGAGGCUGAGAAAAAACACAAACGAUUUCAGGAACUUGACAGAUUUAUGCACUAUUACACAAGAUUUAAAAACCAUGAGCAUAGUUAUCAGUUAGAACAACGCCUUCUUAAAACAGCCAAAGAAAAGAUGGAACAAUUAAGUAGAGCUCUCAAAGAAACUGAAGGAGGCUGUCCAGAUACCACUUUCAUUGAAGAUGCAGUUCAUGUGCUCUUAAAAACUCGGCGUAUUCUCAAGUGUUCUUACCCAUAUGGAUUUUUCUUAGAACCUAAAAGCACAAAGAAAGAAAUUUUUGAACUAAUGCAAACAGACCUAGAAAUGGUCACUGAAGAUCUUGCCCAAAAAGUCAAUAGGCCUUACCUCCGCACACCCCGCCAUAAGAUUAUCAAGGCAGCAUGCCUUGUGCAGCAGAAAAGGCAGGAAUUUCUGGCAUCAGUGGCUCGUGGAGUUGCACCUGCUGACUCACCAGAAGCUCCUAGGCGCAGCUUUGCUGGUGGAACAUGGGAUUGGGAAUAUUUAGGAUUUGCAUCACCUGAGGAAUAUGCUGAAUUUCAGUAUCGGAGGAGGCACAGACAGCAGCGUCGUCGAGGAGAUGUACAUAGCCUACUCAGUAACCCUCCUGACCCCAGUGAACCCAGUGAAAGCACUUUCGAUAUACCAGAGGGUGGCAGCAGCCGCAGGCCUGGUGCAUCCGUGGUAAGUUCUGCAUCCAUGAGUGUUCUGCACAGCUCAUCUCUACGUGACUACACCCCUGCCAGUCGCUCUGAGAACCAGGACUCUCUUCAGGCUCUAAGUUCCUUGGAUGAAGAUGAUCCCAAUAUACUUCUGGCAAUACAGUUGUCACUACAAGAGUCUGGGCUGGCCCUCAAUGAAGAAGCUAGAGACUUCCUCAGUAAUGAAGCAGCCCUGGGAGCCAUAGGCACUUCUUUACCUUCUAGGCUGGAGUCUGUCCCCAGGAGCACAGAUAGCCCUCGAGCCGCACUGAGCAGCUCUGAGCUGUUGGAACUUGGUGACAGCCUCAUGAGACUAGGAGCAGACAGUGACCCGUUUUCAACUGACACGUUGGGUUCUCACCCUCUCAGUGAGGCAAGAAGUGAUUUCUGUCCCUCAUCCAGUGACCCUGACUCAGCUGGCCAGGACUCCAGCAUCAAUGAUAACCUUCUUGGCAAUAUCAUGGCAUGGUUUCAUGAUAUGAACCCUCAGAGCAUCGCACUGAUUCCUCCAGCAUCCACAGAAAUUAGUGCAGAUCCUCAGCUUCCCUGUGUCAAAGACAGGCCAGAAGGUGGGAGGGAUGUAGAACUGGUGCCACCAGAAGAGUCAGUGUGUGAAGAUGCUGGAGUCUGCAAAGGGGAAGGAGCCCAGGUAAAAGAAAAUCCUUCAGAAGAAAAUACUCUGGUUGGGGAUGCACCAUCUCAAGCUGGAGACAGUAGCAGUGAAGCAGCCAACAGAGAGGAUGGUUCAGACGUUGCCAGUCAAACCCCUCAAACCUCAAGUGACUGGCUGGAACAAGUACAUUUAGUAUGAACUGCACACAUUUGAUCUCCAAAUGCAUUGCAGGUUCAGGGCAUAUGCUAGGUGGAAUAUGCUUUAUAGCAACUUUGAUCCACUUGAUUCCAACUCAGUUAUAAACCAUGAUCUUAGAAUUUAAUACAAAAGAGUUCCCUUGAAUAGUAGCCUUAUUGUCCAUUUUAAUGUUUCAAAAUUAGCUAUUUAAUUAUCCCCUUUUGCUGACAAAAAGAGCAGGAGUAAAAGAAACACAAAUAAAUAGGUUGUAGUCUACGUUAUAAAACAAUACAGUGCUACUGUUUAUAAAAGCUAGAGUUGGAUACACUUAAAUUGAAAUCUUAAAUCAAUGGCUUGACUCCCUAAUCUUGGCUUUUCUCUUUUCAAAACGAAGUUUUCUUCAUUUUAGAAGUUCAGUUUGGACAGUUCUGGUAACAUGUAUGUCCCCUAUCUCUGUGCUCUUCCACAGCCUCCUUCCUCCUUUUGCCUGAGCGUUGUGGGGUGAGGCACCAAGGCUUUUUGGAGUGCUGCACCUGCCACCGUGUCAUUACUUUCAAUUCUCACAGGAAUCAAAGAUUUCUUCUCAUGUUUAUUUAUAGUUCACUUGUGCCAAACUUACUCGUGCGCUGACCAACAAGGCAUUUAGACGUGCAGCAUCCCACCCAAUGUGCUCCAUCCAGGGCAGUGUCAGCGAUUUCAGGAGUAAAAGGUGCCACUAGGUAGCAAUGAUGUUCCAGAAUUUAAUGGGCUUUUGUUGCCAUGGAGACUGCAUUUAAAUAAAGGUAGCCUAUAGCUUAAGUUAACUAAACCUAAUGCUGCUGUUAAAAACAGUUUGUUUUAAUAUUAAAAUACAGUUGAUUAGCAACAGCGGUGCUGUAUUUUAACAGACACUUUAUUGGAAGUGCAAUCAUAGUUCUUUGUUUUCACAAUUUUACAGUGCAUUCUAAUUACUAAUGGGUGCAAUUACUUUUAAUGGUGUUUUAUAAAAUAGAAAAAAGUGGAGUUUUCAUGAGUUAUAGUAAAUCCCACAAUUAUUAAAAAAUUCAAUAAAACAUCCUACGCAACAUGUUAUUGUGCCUUUGCCUAACCUAAAUGGAUAGUUGCCAGUUAAAUAAGUCAGUAAUUCAAAUUUCAAUGUCUCUUCUGAAGUAACUAUGCUAUGAAUUGCAAAGACCUCCAUAAGCCACCCAUGGCCUUGCCUUUACAGUAAAUAUAACAAAUAAAUGUUCAAUCGGUUUAUUUGCCGAAAUAGCAAAUGCUGAUAUGUAUUUGUUCUCAUGCACAAUACUCAUUUGCUGUGUGAUCGCUGUUUAAUAUUGAAAAAAACCAACUUCCUAGUUAUCAGUGUCUUACUGUGAAGAAAAUAUUGGUCUUAGUUGUAAUUAAGAUACAGUGGUACAGUCUGUAAUUAAAACUAGAGUAAACUGUUGGAAUGGCUGUUUUACUUACAUAUUAUGAAGACUAGCAACAUAACAUAAGCAAAAUAGAGACAUACAACACUCCCUUUAGUGUUUUGCCAGAUUCUUUCCAGAAAUCUACAGGCACCGAAAUUUCUGUCUUGAAUUUGUACAGGGAAGUCCUAGGCUGGGUAAAAGAUUAUAUUUCAUAUGGAUAUCCAUGCGAUUCAUGAUUAUGGGUUUUGAUUACUUUUUUUUCCAAACUCUACUUUUAAAAUAUUCAACUUUGAAUUCAUAUGACCAAGACACUAUAUAUAUAUAUAAUGAGUAUUUAUUAUUCCCCAGCUCACCUGGGAUGAACUGUGUUAGAAGUACUCCCAUGCCGUGGAUAUCAAAGAUCCCCAUGUGUUUUUAUUCUUCCAGUUAUUGCAAUAUUGAUAUCAAUUCCUGGUAAAGUUAGUGGGGAAAAUAUUAACUUUCUCUACAGUGUAUUACUGUAUCUUAAACUGAAAUAGUCCAUUAAAGGAUUUUUUUUUACAAAUUUAUUUUGGAUUUAAAAUAUUAAAACACAGUCAAGCUUUUAGACCACUAGGAAGGGUUUGUAUCAGCAGAGGCACUGCACAGUGCAGUGAGCAGAGACGUGCUGAGUGCAGAUCCAGUUGUGCUGGUGCUGGUGUCCUUGCAUCUUGUGCAGUGUCCUUUGUGUCUGUGCUGGUCUCUCCUGAGCAUGAAAAAUGGUCAUUAUCCAGUUUGUAUUUUCUUGGUACAUAUUUUAAAAAUGACAGUCAUUGACUUUACAACUCAGUAAUAAAGUUUGGCGAAGCCUAUUUUGUAAACAAGUUAAUUUUAUAAUGUAAAAAAGUUAAUCUAACCUUGACUUGUUAUUUGCACUUUCAUAGUCUAUACUUGAUACAUUCCCACUUUAUAUACAGUAGGAUUCUACAAACGUGUAGAUGUUUGGCCAAAUGAAUGCUGUUGAUAAUAUGUAAAGUUCUUUGAUUAAACAUUUAUUACUUAAACUUCUUCCAUUGUCUUAUUAUAGACUUCAUUUUAAGUAAGUCAGGAAGAUUAAGUUGCUUCAUUUCCUUACAAUAUGAUGGGAUUGAUUUGGUUCUACCAUGUAAUUGAUUAGUGCCUAGUAUUUUUACACUAGUCCACUGCUGAACAUUCUAUACUCCAUAAAUAAACCUGAUAUCAUUACAUUAGAGUGUGUAAAUUUAAUGCUCAUUUUCACCAAUGUAGCUUUUAGUAAAAAAAAUGUUGAUUUUUCGUUGAAACCUAACAGAAACACACAAAAGAACAUUCAAGAAUCUUAAGAUAUGCUUUGUGAAAUUAUUUAAGAAAAAUGUGUCCCAUAUGGUUAAAAUGCCCUGACUUUCCAUCAUUUUGUUAUUCUGUCCCUUCUGAGUGGCAGAGCAGCCCUUGGCAUCUGAUCUUCCAGGCCAUGUGCUGGUAAUUCUUUGGAUAACCACGUCAAGUCCUAUUGUUUUAUUUAUGCCUUUCAUUGUGUGGAUCUGAAACCUUACUGCCAAUGUCCAUAUGCUGACUUCCUUAAAUGUUGUUUAUGCAGCUACUAGUCUCAUCUUUGUUCUCUUUUUAGUCCUAGAUAUUUGUUGCUUAACCUGUUAUGAAUUAAAAUCUGAGACAUCCUGAA